Messenger RNA from Sinocyclocheilus anshuiensis, 2302 nucleotides. RefSeq names its product limbin. Gene Ontology annotation, biological process: smoothened signaling pathway. NCBI's taxonomy places the organism in Eukaryota, Metazoa, Chordata, Actinopteri, Cypriniformes, Cyprinidae. The record is from RefSeq and is a predicted model, not a curated record. The transcript has 14 exons. Bases 794 to 2236 code for a protein of 480 amino acids. Gene Ontology annotation, cellular component: ciliary membrane; plasma membrane protein complex.
UGUGUAAAUGUGUGUUGCAGGUGGACUGGGGGGGCAGUGUGUCUGCGCAGGUGCAGGUGCAGGUGCAGGUGCGUCUGGAGGUCAGUAAUCCGCAGGAGGGUGGUGAUCUGUCGCAGCUCUGCAUCCGUGACUCUGUGUCUGGGGUCACUCUGCUGCAGACUAACGGCAGCGUCCAGGAGAGAGGCUUCCAGACCUUCAGCGCCGACUCACUGCGCGCUGGCUCUCAGUAUGUGGUCUUGUACAGGAUGAGCGUGAAAGGAAACAGAGACUCUGAACUCUCAACAGAGAUUCUCAAUCUCCCAGCGUUUCUGACCUUCUCCAACGCCACUCAGAAUCACAGUGAUCCAGUGAUCGCCAAUUUCACUGUGAGGAUAAACACCACUGAACAGGCUGGUGUGGAUCGCUCUCUUCUCCUCGUGGGAUUCAUGGUCUCGUUUCUCCUGACGCUCCUGUUGGCGUCGUUGAACUUCCUGCGGCGCAGACGACUGCUCAGCUGCACUCCACACACGAGAAGCAGCAUGAAUGAAGAGUGUGACAUCACUGCGUCAGCCAAUGAGGAGGCAGCGUUUGAGGAUAAGUUUGUGGAUAUCGUGAUGUUGGAGGAGCCACAAAACAUGAUUCAAGUGCUUGACAGUCUGCAGGUGUCGUGUGUGUUGCGCGCGGCGGUGUGGGUGGAGCGAGUGCGGGUGCAGAUGUUUAAGGGGCUGCUGUCUGUGCUGCUGGCGGGAGUUCGGGCGGCGGGGCGUCUGAGUGACCCGGUGUUCUGGGGGUCAUUAAUGGGCAGAUCGUGGGCAUGGAAGGAAGAGUCCAGGAGGAGCACGUGGCGCGGAUGGCAGCGCUCGCCGCUCAGUGUAACCUGGAGACGCAGCAGGAGAUGGAAACACAGCAGCGCAAACACAUGAGCGAGACGUCACACGCAGAGCUACUGUUCCAGCACACGCCGCAGCCACAGGACGUGCUGGAGGUUCGUUCUCUACUGGAGAAGCUUCAUAAGGAAGAGCUGAAGUGUCUGCAGAAGCGGCUCCUGGUCAGGCAUGAACACGCAUCUGCGCAGGCACAGAGGCAGCAGGCGCUGCGGUGGCGCUUUGAGCUGCACAAGAUCUUCGGUGAGGAGCUGGAGGAGGCCGUCCGAACCGGAGAGCUGGAGAAAAGCACCGCCGACAAACUCCUGCUGCAGUACUACAGCCAUCAGGGUGCUCUGGAGGAGGUGCUUGAUGUCCUUCUGGCCAAUCAGAGAGCACUGCUGGCCGAGCAACAUGCGCAGCGCUGCUUCCUGCUGCAGAGUUUCCAGAGUCUUCAGGCCGUGACGAGUGAGGUAUUCAGCAGCAGCGCACGACGCAUCAGAGACGCACAAGCUCACGGGGAGUGUGGUUUCUCCCAACAGUGUUCUGAUGUUCAUUUGGAGAUUCUGCGGGUCAAACAGAAUUUAGAAGAAAGCGUGAGUCGUGAGCGCAGCGCCAUCCGCUGUGCCAUCAUCAAGAAGAGACGGCAGCUGCUGUCUGAGAAGGUGUGUGAACACUGGCAUCAGCUGCAGGCUGUGAGCGCUUCCUCUGACGUCACGGUGGAUCAGUACCUGCAGAAAUGGACAGAAAUACUGAUGUACCAGAGCAAUGAACUAUCAGAACUCAUCAAUCACCUGGAUGAAGAGACGGCAGGCAGGACACGCAAGAUGAGUCUGUGUUUGCUGCAGAGUUCACUAGCGGAGCUGAAGGCGCAUGCGUCUGCGUGGUGUCCAGGAUCUGCGCAGCUGCUGCCGCAGACGGAGGAGAUUCAGGAGCGUCUGCAGCGUCUGGGGAAAGCAGCGGCCCGCGAGCUGCGAUCCGCUCAGAGCUGCAUCCGACAGCAGCAGCAGCAGGAGCUUCAGGAGCAGUGGAGCAUCAGAGAUGCCUUCAGAGAAUACUGCAGCUGUGUGUGUGCGUGUCUGCGCUCUCUCUCGUAUGAGCAGCGUCUGCGUCUGCAGCUGGAGUGUGUGAAGGCUGCGUGUCGUCUGGAUCGCUGUCUCGCUCUUCCACACGCCGUCUGUGAGCUCAAACGGCACGACGCUGACCCCAGUGACCCCGCUGUGACCCCUGCAGACGAGGAGACGGAGAGGUCAGAGGUCACAGAGCUGCAGUGUUUCCAGAGGUGUCUACAGGAGCGACUGCAGAAGAGCGACACACAGAGAGACGCGCCGCAGCGGGUGAGAGCCCACAAUCACACCGAUCACAUGACCAGCACACACUCAGAGCAAGAGUGAAACACCUAUGUGUGUGUGUAUGUGUCUCUCUCUCUCUGUCUGUGUGUGUCUCUCUCUGUGUGUGUG